AUGCAGAGGGUCAUCCGCUGCCGGGUCGUCCAGGCCAUGCGUGCCGUGCAGCUCGUACAGGCCGAACACAUGCAGCCAACCACAAGGCUGGCGAGCACGCAUAUGAGCUGCCGGAAGGUCGUGAUCGUCACUUUGGCUUGCUCACCGACGGUGAACCAUUGGGCGGAGAUUAGAGAGGGCGGUCAGCAUUCGGCGAAAGCCCACCUUGGGCUUAUCCGUGACUUUCUUGAGCUUGAUGCAAGCAGCACCGAUCGUCUUCCUUCACUCAUCCGUCUAGGUGACUUGGAAGCAGACGGCUCGCCCGUGUUUGACCCGACGCUUGUUGAGCGGUACUUGGAACGACUCGAUCGCGCAAAGCUCUCUACCCUUGUGGCUGCCCAUGUCACUGGUGGGGGCAUGAACCGGGGGACCGAGUUCCUGAGCGGGAAGAUCCACAACGACCGAUUGGGAUUACGCAACUAUCAUUUCAUGGAUGGCAUGAUCGCCUACCACACCACGUACCUCAAGACGCGCGCCUCCAGCUAUGCACAUGGAAUGAACAUCCGCGUCUACCCGGAACGAGUUACAGUCCUCUUUCUCAAAUGGGCCGCAAAGCAUCGGUCUAUGCGAGGGACUUCUUCCGCCAACUGCGGAACCGGCUUCUUUCGCACCGAUCGGUUCUCAGACACGCUCCAACUGUUGACCCACUUGCACGCCGCGCUGAAGCUCAAUAUCCAUGAUUACCGACAAAUCGUCAAGCUUGUGCUGCACCGGAGCCUACGGAGCUCAUCUCGUCCCCAAUCCCUCAAUUUUUUUUUCGCACAUUUGGAGGCCACGGUCGAUCCUAGCCUUUUCUCGAACUAUGGCGGACCGAACGCCGACGAUGGCUACUACGCCAAAAGCAUCGAAGAUGUCCAUAUCAUCAUGCGAUGCGAGCUCCACGUAUACAACGUUGAGCUGGAACAACAAGCGAGUUCGCCGACAUCCGGAUCGAACCUCAGAAUUUCGGGCUUCGAGGACGCAUCCGACUAUCUGUCAAACUUAGUUGCGGCUCCUUUCUAUGUUAAUGGGGACGGGGUCCCGAUCAACGACUACCUGACGGCAGACAUGGCUCGGUAUGCGACCCCCUACACUCACUCAGCAGAAAUUGCCAACAUCUACGCCCGGCAAGUUGCACUGUACAGCACUGCAUUUGUUCCACUGUUUGUCUUGGCUGGCCUAGUUGGUGCAUUCACGCUCCUCAUCUUCACCUUGAUAUUCCUCAUGAUUUUGAUUUCCUUCGGUCGCUCUCCAAAUUCUUUUGCUGUACUCGCGCACGGCCGUUUGACUGAGCUUCUCUUCGCUGUUCAUGCGGCCUUCGGAGGAGAAUCCGAUGGGCGUGAGCCCGACGGUAUGGAAAGCUUCGAGCAGGAGGGACGCGGCCGUCUUUUGCUUGUCAGCUCUACGGUAGAAGGAUUUGCUAUAUGCCCUUUUGCUCCAAACGUGGGAAACGGGAACAUGCGUAGCUGA
Molecule: messenger RNA, 1488 nt
Organism: Dacryopinax primogenitus
Lineage: Eukaryota; Fungi; Basidiomycota; Dacrymycetes; Dacrymycetales; Dacrymycetaceae
Exons: 4
Coding region: 1-1488 (495 amino acids)
Source: RefSeq, a predicted model, not a curated record